CACCAAGGGACAGCUCUGGUUAAAACCCUAACCACACCAGGUGCUAUAUAAAAGCCAAAACUAGGGUUUCGUUUCCCCCCAUCGCCAGCGAGAGAGACAGAGCGCUUCCGCCUUCUGCCGCCUCCUCCUCCUCGUCCUCCGUCGUCCUCUCCAAUUCCAAGCAUGGCGGUCGCAGCUGCUCCCGUGGAGAUCCAGCCCGUCUCCGACGUGAAGCUUUUCAACCGGUGGUCCUUCGAUGACGUUCAGGUGAAUGAUCUUUCAUUGAACGAUUACAUCGCUGUCCAACCGGCCAAGCAUGCUACAUAUGUUCCCCACACUGCUGGUAGGUACUCAGUCAAGCGUUUCAGGAAAGCUCAAUGUCCAAUUGUGGAGAGGCUCACUAACUCCCUGAUGAUGCACGGGAGAAACAACGGGAAGAAAUUGUUGGCUGUCAGAAUUGUGAAACAUGCCAUGGAAAUCAUCCACCUUCUCACUGAUCAAAACCCAAUCCAAGUCAUUGUGGACGCUGUCAUCAACAGUGGUCCUCGGGAAGAUGCUACUCGUAUUGGGUCAGCUGGUGUUGUGAGGCGUCAGGCUGUGGAUAUUUCCCCCUUGCGACGUGUGAAUCAGGCAAUCUAUCUGCUGACCACUGGUGCUAGGGAGUCAGCUUUCAGGAACAUCAAGACAAUUGCCGAGUGUCUGGCUGAUGAACUUAUUAAUGCUGCUAAGGGUUCAUCCAACAGCUAUGCCAUCAAGAAGAAGGAUGAGAUAGAGAGAGUUGCCAAGGCCAACCGUUGAGUUGAACUGCAAAGUCUCAAAGUGCGAGAGUUUCAUAGUAGCUUUUGUUUUUAUUAUGUUUGUCUUUUUGGAAUGAUGUCACUGGAUAUGCCUUUGCUUAUGAAAAUUUUGGAUUGAAUUUCUCCAUGUUAUGAAGAUUAAAGAGGGAUGGUGAUACUUUAUGUUGUUAGGUUCAUUUAUUUAUGUCAUCCUAUCAGCGUUGGUGUUUUCUAUC
This is a messenger RNA of Syzygium oleosum, 991 nucleotides long. RefSeq names its product 40S ribosomal protein S5. The coding region runs from base 163 to 777 and encodes 204 amino acids. The transcript has 5 exons. Gene Ontology annotation, biological process: ribosomal small subunit assembly; translation. Gene Ontology annotation, cellular component: ribosome; cytosolic small ribosomal subunit. The record is from RefSeq and is a predicted model, not a curated record. Lineage: Eukaryota; Viridiplantae; Streptophyta; Magnoliopsida; Myrtales; Myrtaceae. Gene Ontology annotation, molecular function: structural constituent of ribosome; mRNA binding; rRNA binding.